AUAUAUGUAACAAAACAAUAAGUACGACUCAACAAAUUGGCUUAAAAUUGAGCGCACAUAUCCAGUCUAAUUUCAUUCCAUCAGCUAUUUAUACGUGCAAACAAUAGUUCAUUUCGUACACAGCACUCAAAAAAUACAUUGAUUAAUGUUAUUUCCAUCAAAAAUUUCGAAAUGUACAUCGAAGAGAUGAUAAUGAAAAUUGAUGGCACGCAGUACUAGAUCGUCGAUAUAAAGACCGAGCAACGCUGACGUCGUCGAGAGACUUCAUUGACGAUACGAAGAGUCAUGAAGAGAAAGAAAAAAAUUAUGGGUAUUGAAGUACUUAAGUUCCCUCGUCGAGCACACGUCGUGCUGUGGUACUUUCGUUGAGAGAAUGGUUCGUUCUCAUAUGGCAACUGUGCGGAUUCCACAACGGGAGGAGGGAGAGGCUCCUUUUUGCUCGUGAGAGAAGUGAGAUAUCGUGUUUUUCUCUUUAUCGUUUUGUGUACAGUUUCGUGAAGCGAGAGUGCGGGAGACUCGAGCCGCAGUUGCUACUCAGUUGGCUGGGUAUGCGCAUCGUAUCUCAAACGUGUUUGCGGCCGCGUUGCUUUAUUAUUAGUGCGCCGAACUGUACCAAUUACCACAUGCGUCAAGUUAUGUCUGAUGUUUGAGAAAACUUUGGCUAAUCUAGACUGGCAGAAAUACAGUGCGUGUUCGCGGUCGGAGAGGGACUGAAUAAAAAUAAAAAUAGAAACGGUCGUGGUGCUUUGUGCAAUUUACGUUGAUUUCGCGGAGCUUCAUAGAGCGACUCUUCGACAGUGAUUCUACUAAGAACGUUCUUCAGAUUUAUACGUCGACAUUGUUUUUAUUAUAAAUUAGAGAAAUAUUUACCGAUGAUAUCGGCCAAAGUAUCGGGAUGUCGGUUCUUUCCAAGAUACUUGAUAAAACCUCAGCGAGAUAUGGGAUUAAGCAAGAACAAUUGACACGCGGGGUCGUUGGUGUUGCAACGACUCUGUAUCUUUUAAAAAUUGGUUAUCCUCACAUAAUCGCAAGUGUCAAACGUCACAGAAACAAUCGUAAGGCCGAGGAUGAAGCGACGAAGAAAAAAAGCGAUUGCAAUGAGAAUGACAAAGACGGCGAGGAAGAAGACGGAGAAAGUGAAAACGAUCAACUGUCCAGUCGAGCUUUCAACAAUGAACUGUCAACCGGCAAAAACACCAAAACCCCCAGUUUUUUUUCCACCGACGACAACUCUCCCGAUCUCGUUAAUAUCGGACUCGACAAAAAUUUUCUUCUACAAUUAGUGAAAUUAUUAAAAAUUAUGGUACCCGGAUGGCGUACGAGGGAGGCUGGCUUACUCACCUGCGCGACUUUUACCUUAUUAGCACGAACUUUUUUGUCCGUUUACGUCGCUACUCUAGAGGGACAAAUUGUUAAAAGGAUCGUUUUAAAAGAUGUUCGCGGAUUCACUCUAAUGCUUGCUAGAUGGUUCGCCAUCGCUCUUCCCGCCACCUUUGUCAAUUCUGCGAUAAGAUAUCUCGAAGGUCAUCUUGCGCUUAGUUUUAGAGAAAGACUAGUUAAAUACGCGUACAAGAUGUAUCUGAGUCAACAGACGUACUACAGAGUAUCUGCUCUGGAUACGAGACUCGGAGGUGCGGAACAAAGACUGACUGACGAUCUUUCAGAAUUGGCCAGUUCCGUGGCCCAUCUUUACUCGAGUCUGACAAAGCCCCUGUUGGAUUGCACGCUCGUCGGGAUCGCUCUCAUGUCAUUUUCUUCUCGGAUGGGAGCCAGAGCUGUGCCAGGUCCGUUACUAGCAGCGGUUGUGAUAGCAGCGACGGGUCAAGUACUGAGACUAGCGUCGCCUCGCUUCGGUGAGCUCGUGUCCGAGGAAGCCUCCCGACGAGGCCGCUUGCGGGAAGCCCAUGCACGAAUAAGCGCCCACGCUGAAGAGAUCGCAUUUUACGGCGGGCACAGAGCCGAGCAUCGUUAUCUUACCACCGCUUACCGAUCUCUCGUGAAACAUUUAGGAAAAGUUCUCACCCUCAAGCUCUGGUACGUUAUGCUCGAGCAACUGCUCAUGAAGUACGUUUGGUCCGGCACUGGACUUCUCGUUAUUGCGAUGCCGCUGCUCUACAACUCUGCCGAGAGUCUGGCCUCGAGUUCCUUCCGAGACAACGAUGACGUUGGUGGAGUGAGCGAACGCACGAGAUAUCUUACGACAUCGAAAAAUCUUUUGAGCUCCGGAGCUGACGCAGUCGAACGAUUAAUGUCUUCCUACAAGGAAUUGGUGGCCCUGGCAGGUUACGCAAAUCGCGUGAGCGAAAUGUUGAACGUUUUCAGGGACGCGUCGUUGUGCAAGUAUCGCCGAAGCGUGGUAACGAGUCAUCAAACCCGUGGUACGAACGGUGCAGUAUCGAGUUGUCGUGAGAGUGUGCUUGAGUUCCACGACGGUAGGCCAAUAAUAAAAGGCAUUGUGCGAGAGAGCCUCGACGGUAGUAUUAGCCUAUCGAACGUGCCGAUCGUCACGCCUAAUUGCGAAGUUAUUGUUCCCAGUUUGACCCUCGAUAUCAAACCGGGCGAUCACCUACUGAUAACGGGUUCGAACGGAUGCGGUAAAAGCUCUCUUUUCCGAGUGAUUUCCGGUCUGUGGCCAGUGUACGGCGGUGUAUUGACGCGGCCAGCGGAAGCGUACGCCGCUCGAAGCGGCCGACCGGCGAUGUUUUAUAUCCCUCAGAAACCUUACAUGACGAUCGGCUGUUUGCGGGACCAGAUUACCUAUCCGGCCGAGUGCAAGAGGGGCGAAUCCAUAGACGCUGAACUUUUAGCUCUUCUCGAUUUAGUCGAUUUGCGAGGACUCGCUGAACGGGAGAGCGAAGGUCUUGACGCCCAGGCCGAUUGGGACUCGACCCUUUCCGGCGGCGAAAAGCAGAGACUCGCUAUGACGCGUUUGUACUAUCACGCCCCUCAAUACGCCCUUCUCGACGAAUGCACAAGCGCCGUCAGCCUCGAAGCCGAAGGAGCCAUGUACGAAACCGCGAAAAAACGCGGCAUCACUCUGCUCACUAUCACCCAUCGGGUAUCUUCUCUUGCCAAAUUUCAUAGAUUCUUGCUCCGGUUCGAUGGCGAAGGCGGAUGGAAAUUUGGACUCCUCAGCGAUGAAAAUUCGAGCUCACCAAAGACCGACAAAAACGAUGAUUCCCAAGAAAUUGAUGGAAAAGAGCAUCGUUGUAGACUUCAGGAAUUCCGGGACUUGCGCAACGAGGAAACGCACGUUGGAAUAAGCUGAAGUUCAUUACGUUUCCACUAAUCGAUGAUACUUCAUGCAUAGAGCUUUCUAAAAAAGUGCCUUCACUUCGUAAAUAAAUAUGUAUUGCUUCAACGAAUGCAUAUACUUUUUGAGAGUUAUCAAUGCGCAGACACGAGAACUAGAAAACAAAAGUUGUUCGUCGUAAGAUUGGAAUACAUGUAGUUUCUUACAGGAAUAUGACAACAAAGAAAUGUUAUUUUGGUAAAACAAAUUAUAUUUUUCUUCUUCGCGUACUUUUGCUGGGAUAGUAUUGUAUAGGCCUUUUUGUGUCAGUUUCUAAAGCGUCAUACUCGAAUAAAUUAUGAAUUAAAUUAUGGA
This is a messenger RNA of Venturia canescens, 3607 nucleotides long. It is a transcript of the gene ABCD, whose product is annotated as ATP binding cassette subfamily D. Gene Ontology annotation, molecular function: ATP binding; ABC-type transporter activity; long-chain fatty acid transmembrane transporter activity. The transcript is spliced from 8 exons. Lineage: Eukaryota; Metazoa; Arthropoda; Insecta; Hymenoptera; Ichneumonidae. The record is from RefSeq and is a predicted model, not a curated record. Gene Ontology annotation, cellular component: peroxisomal membrane. The coding region runs from base 896 to 3268 and encodes 790 amino acids. Gene Ontology annotation, biological process: peroxisome organization; long-chain fatty acid import into peroxisome; very long-chain fatty acid catabolic process.